This is a messenger RNA of Acanthochromis polyacanthus (spiny chromis), 1033 nucleotides long. It is a transcript of the gene ppp1r3db, whose product is annotated as protein phosphatase 1, regulatory subunit 3Db. Gene Ontology annotation, molecular function: protein phosphatase 1 binding; glycogen binding. The coding region runs from base 10 to 876 and encodes 288 amino acids. The record is from RefSeq and is a predicted model, not a curated record. The transcript has a single exon. Gene Ontology annotation, biological process: regulation of glycogen biosynthetic process. NCBI's taxonomy places the organism in Eukaryota, Metazoa, Chordata, Actinopteri, Pomacentridae. Gene Ontology annotation, cellular component: protein phosphatase type 1 complex.
UCGAAGAGCAUGGCUGGUGAAAAGAGUGCGACCCAGCUUCAGUUCAUGAGAGCCUCCACCACUGUCCGUCUUCGAGACCUUUAUGAUCCCAAGCCUCAACCUCCCAAGGCACCCGUCCGGAUCCGCCCGCCAAGUCCGAGAACUCCCUCCGUAAAGGAACCUCUUUUGAGCCAAGGCAUUCCCAGCGAUCUUCCAACUAAGACAAUCAUGAGGAGACGAGCUCAAUCUCUUACUUCAUCUGCAGAGAGGAAGAGGGAGCUUAGAAGGCUGCAGGUUCGCUUUGUGGACUCACUGGGCCUUCAGCUAGAGGAAGUUAAGGUCUUUAAAGUUCAAGAAAAACCCCUAAUACCGCAACAUGUCAUGUUCAGGCUGCUGAUGAGCUCUGAAUGGACUUUCGGCAAGUCAAUGGAGCUGUCUUUGCCUUAUUUCAAACCCUGCUUUCCUGAAAACAUGGGAGCCCAGCCAGAUUUUCUGAAGCAUCUCUGCUCUCAGACGGUGUGUUUGGAGCAGGUUGUGUGUUCAGAUCAGGGGAUAGCAGGCACAAUACAGGUACUGAAUUUAGCUUAUGAGAAACAGGUCACGGUGCACUACUCUUUCACCAACUGGAGAACGCAUUCAGACACAAAGGCAUCCUGGGUAUCGAGUGGGCACUGGGGGGAGUCGAAUGCUCCAGAAACAGACAUCUUCAGGUUUCAUCUGCCCGUCCCGCCCUUCAUCAUGCAGCCAGGAGCCAUGCUGGAAUUUGCAAUCUGCUAUCACGUAAAAGGAUGUGAUUACUGGGACAACAACAACGGCCACAAUUACAAACUGUCAUGCCACAGCUACAAAGUGACUGUGCCAAGGGAGUGUGAAGACAGCAUGCUGCAUUUUACCUGAAUGUCCACAUGGGGGAGCUGCAACACCCGACAAAAAACUCAACUUCCUCUACAGCAACUCUUAGUAUAAUAACCCUCAUGUAUGAAGUGCUGGGAUGUAAGUAAAUGCAAUUACUUUAGUUCAGUUGCAAUUUUACAGAGGCAAGUCUAUCAUGCUU